Molecule: messenger RNA, 1814 nt
Organism: Anguilla anguilla (European eel)
Lineage: Eukaryota; Metazoa; Chordata; Actinopteri; Anguilliformes; Anguillidae
Product: COP9 signalosome complex subunit 1
Exons: 15
Coding region: 45-1775 (576 amino acids)
Cellular component (GO): COP9 signalosome
Source: RefSeq, a predicted model, not a curated record
GGAUGUGUUUCUGAGCUCUGUGUACUGCAGAGAAGGAGGAGGAGAUGCCUCUACCCGUGCAGGUCUUUAACUUUCAGGAGAUAUUAGGGUCAGGGCAUGGGGGCGGGACAGAGCAGGGUCAGGACAGGGUGAGUGACAGCUCUGGAUCCAGCUCAGCCUCCUCCACAGGGACAGAUCGUUCCCUCUCCUCCCACAGCUGCGGGGCGGACUCCCUCCCCUUUGUCAGUCAGGAGAGCGCCCCCCCCCUCAGUGUGUCUGCAAGCUUUCUGAUCCUGCAGGGGGCUGCGGAGCCCAUGCAGAUAGACGCAGACCCUCAGGAAGACCAGCAGAAUGCCCCCGAUGUCAACUACCUGGUGGAAAACCCCACGCUGGAUCUGGAGCAGUACGCGUCCAGCUACAGCGGUCUGAUGAGAAUGGAGCGGCUGCAGUUUAUCGCAGACCACUGUCCCCCGCUCAGAGUAGAGGCCCUCAAGAUGGCGCUGUCCUUCGUCCAAAGAACCUUCAACGUCGACGUCUACGAAGAGAUCCACCGCAAACUCACUGAAGCCACCAGGGAAGUCCAGGGGGUGCCGGACGCCGUCCCUGAGGGUGGGGCGGAGCCCCCCGCCCUGGACACAGCGUGGGCGGAGUCCACCCGAAAAAAAGCCCUGCUGAAGCUGGAGAAACUGGACACUGACCUGAAGAACUACAAGGGCAACUCCAUAAAAGAGAGUAUCAGGCGGGGCCACGAUGACCUAGGAGACCAUUAUCUAGACUGUGGUGACCUCAGCAACGCCCUCAAGUGUUAUUCCAGAGCCCGAGACUACUGCACCAGCGCCAAGCAUGUCAUCAACAUGUGUCUUAAUGUGAUCAAGGUUAGCGUUUACCUCCAGAACUGGUCGCACGUACUGAGCUACGUCAGCAAGGCAGAGUCCACUCCAGAGAUCGCAGAGCAAAGAGGGGAACGAGACAGUCAAAACCAAGCAGUCCUCACCAAACUAAAAUGUGCUGCAGGUCUGGCAGAACUCGCCUCUCGAAAGUACAAACAGGCCGCAAAGUGCUUCCUGCUCGCCUCCUUCGACCACUGCGACUUCCCUGAGCUUCUCUCCCCGAGCAACGUGGCGGUGUACGGGGGGAUGUGCGCGCUCGCCACCUUCGACAGACAGGAGCUGCAGCGAAACGUCAUUUCCAGCAGCUCCUUUAAGUUAUUUUUGGAGCUGGAGCCUCAGGUGCGGGACAUUAUCUUCAAGUUUUACGAGUCUAAAUACGCGUCCUGUCUGAAGAUGCUGGAUGACAUGAAGGAUAACCUCCUCCUCGACAUGUACCUGGCACCUCACGUCCGAACACUGUACACGCAAAUCAGGAACAGAGCCCUAAUUCAGUACUUCAGCCCGUACGUAUCGGCCGACAUGAACAAGAUGGCGGCGGCGUUCAACACCACGGUGGCGGCGCUGGAGGACGAGCUGACGCAGCUGAUCCUGGAGGGGCUGAUCAAUGCACGGAUCGACUCCCACAGCAAGGCAGGGCCCAGCGCCGCCUCCUACUGCUCCUCCAUCACCUCCCCUCCUGCUCUCUCCCACAGCAAGAUCCUGUACGCCAGAGAUGUGGAUCAGAGGAGCACCACGUUUGAGAAGUCGCUGCAGAUGGGGAAAGAGUUUCAGAGACGAGCCAAGGCCAUGAUCCUGAGGGCCGCGGUGCUGCGGAACCAGGUGCAUGUCAAGUCCCCACCGAGAGAAGGCAGCCAGGGGGAGCUCACUCCCGCCAACAGCCAAACGCGAAUGAGCACCAACAUGUGAGCGCCCACCGCCCCCCACCCACACGCACAUUCACCCCCC